CAUAACCAUCCAAAACAUAAAAGAGUUUAAAGGUAUUAAAACUAACUGCUAAGGUUUAUGUAGAUUUUAUAAAGAAUGAAAAAAAUCGUUUUUUUAAACAAAUAUGACGAAUUGGAUUCAGAGAUUGAGGCAAAGCAUAGCGAAGCAGCAGAAGAAUCAUCCGAAAACAUUUACAAACUUAUUGAAACUGAAAGUUUAAAUAGUUCAAGAUCAGCUCACUCAAAAAGUAAUAACCCUUUCCAAAUUCAAGAUUCAAAGAAUCUUGAAGAAAAUUUUGUUUCUUUAGGUUCAACUGAUUUUGAUAAGUUUGUGGAAAAUGUUUCUUUAAAAAAAAAUAUUCGAAAGCCUUCUGUACCUAGACAAGCGUCUUUUCUAAAUAGCAAACAUUUUGCAAUGAAAAGAAAACCUCGUGUAUUUGGACAAAAUUUCAAGCAAUUUAAGAAUUACGUUAUUAAUUCUACUCAUCUCUUAAAUCUAAAACAGGAAGAAAGAAACGAUUUAACAACUAAAUUAAACCUUGCUAAAAAUAAUGUAGGUGGAGCUAUUGACAGCAUGUUUCAGCAAAGUUCCAAUGCAGCUUUAAAAAACAUUUUUAAAGAAAUGACAAAUGAACUUAUUGACGAUAACGAACAAAGAGAUUCUCGCUCUGAAAAAUUAAAAAUGCUAGAAUUACAAAACAUUUUUAAAGUAGCUAUGCAUCAACGUAACGAAUUUCAAAAAGAAGUUUUUGAAAUGUACAAAACUAUAUCUACACUAGAAAUCAACAAACGUGCAAACGAUUGUAAACAAAAUGAAUUGGUUUACGAAUUGAAAAUAGCUAAUCAAAAAGUAUCCGAUGCAGAAAAACAUACUGCAGUUGCAAUAAGUAGAGUACAAGAGUUGGAAAGUCGACUUGAAAAAGCUGAACGCAAAAUAACUAAGUACGGUACCAAGUUAAGUCAUUCUCGAGACGAAGUAGCUACUCUUCAAGGUAAAAUUCAAGAGUUGCAGAAAAUGAAUAAUGAAGAAAGCGAUAUGAAACUGCAGCUUUUAUCAAAGGUAAAUCAAGCGGAGAAUAGUGAACGUUCAAGAAGAGAAGAGCUUUUGGCAAUGUGUGAAAAAAAUGUUGAAAAUGAGAAAAUUAUCAUUGAGUUACAAACGCGUUUAACAACAUUAAGUGACGAUAAUUCGAACUAUCAAAGCCAAAUUUUUAAAUUGGAAACGAUAAAUGAUAAAUUAAAAGAAGAAAAUCAAUCGCUAAAUUUAAGUUAUGAAGAAGCAAGAAAUUCUCUUGAUUACUUCAAAAAUCUAACUGAAGUACAACGUGAAAAAUCAAAACUAAUGAUUGGAUCAACAAUAGCAUUAGAAGCCGAGGUCCAAGAAAUGCAUGUUGAACUUUCAAAACAUAAGAUAGAAAAAGAAAAACUAUCAGUAGAAAUUAACAAUUUGUUAAAAAGUUUAAGUCAAUGCAGAAAUUUGAUGAAGAGCUAUAAGGAAUACGGUGAAAAAAUGAAAAUCGAAAAACGUUUUGCUGAAGAAAAAAUUCUUUAUUUUGAUAAUUUUAAGAAAGUAAUUGAAAAUAAAAAAAACCUAUACAACAAAGAAAACUCUGAGCUAAAUAACGAAAAGAAUAAAACUGAACAACAAAUCUCAAUUGAAAACAGCAAAUCUGACGUUGCUCAAAAGGAAUUUUUUAAGGAAGAUAAUGACACUUUGUCUAACGUAAGUUUUAUUUCAAAUGCAAGUCACGAAAAAUCAGCAUUAACGGAAAUGAAAGAUUUUACUUUUAAAGGCGACUAUACAUUUUCACCUUUUUUAAAAAAAGAUGUUAAAAAGAAUCAAGUAUCAAGUUUUAGCGACUUAAUGAAAGACAAUGGUAUUGCUAAUGCUUUGCUUUAACAUCGAGAAGUGUUGUCAGCUGACAUUACUGUCAUCUUAAAUGUUACUUAUAGUUAUUCCUUGCAUUAUUACAAAUAACAUUUCAUAUUAUUAUGUAAAAAAAAAAUUUUUUUUAAUUAAAGUUUCUAAUUUUAGAGCUAAAUAUAUUACAAAACCUUUAUGCACUUAAUUUACAAAACGGUGUUGUUUGUUAAAUUCUGCAUUUAUAUCUAUGCACUAUGAUUGGAUUAAGUUUUAGAAUCAUCCGUCAUAAGAAUCAUGCAUACAUGACUUAUAUGAUUAUAAAUGUUAUCAUUUCAAUAAGUUUCAAGAG
Molecule: messenger RNA, 2191 nt
Organism: Hydra vulgaris (swiftwater hydra)
Lineage: Eukaryota; Metazoa; Cnidaria; Hydrozoa; Anthoathecata; Hydridae
Product: repetitive organellar protein
Source: RefSeq, a predicted model, not a curated record